Messenger RNA from Papaver somniferum (opium poppy), 4460 nucleotides. RefSeq names its product putative disease resistance protein RGA3. Gene Ontology annotation, biological process: defense response to other organism. The transcript has 2 exons. The record is from RefSeq and is a predicted model, not a curated record. NCBI's taxonomy places the organism in Eukaryota, Viridiplantae, Streptophyta, Magnoliopsida, Ranunculales, Papaveraceae. Gene Ontology annotation, molecular function: ADP binding. Bases 262 to 3948 code for a protein of 1228 amino acids.
CUCAUUUUUAUACGAAUGAAUUAUUUAUGUUUUAAUAUGAAGUUGCUGUCAUUCAAUUAAAUUUGAUCAAAUUGGAAUAGAAUACUUCAAAAUCAUCGUCAUCAGCUCAAUCAUUCAAGAAAAUGUCAGCCCUUCACCCAGUUUGUGUUUGGAAACGACAAGAUCCAUUGCGAAUUAGGAAUUGCAUUAUUGCACAGAAAUCUUCACAAUUCUGCAAUAUCUUAAGUCAACUCAAACGCUUAGGCAAUCUUGAUUAUCAAUAUGGCAGUCGAAGAAAUGUUUGUCAGUGGUGCAACAAGCAUAUUGAAACACUUGGGUUCUCUUGUCACUGAACAGGUUGGUGUAGCUUGGGGAGUUGCUGACGAUCUCAAGAAGCUUAAAAGCACUCUAGAGAUGAUUGAGGCUGUUACAAGUGAUGCUGAGACAAAACAAGUAAAGGAUGCUGCUGUGAGACUUUGGUUAAGAAGGCUCAAGGAUGUUGUUUAUGAUGCUAAUAACAUUUUAGAUGAGUUAUCCUAUGAAGCCAUCCGUCGGUAUGAAAAGAACUGUAAGAAAGAUAAGGUACGGAAAUUUCUUUCAUCCUCUAACCCACUUGCAUUUCGUGUCAAGAUGUCUAAUAAAAUUAAAGAUAUCAACAAAAACUUGGAUGGAAUUUCUAGUCACAUGGCUAAGUUUCACUUGGAAGGGAUUAGUAGCACUAGUGAUGAUGAGCAUGAUCAGUAUAUUGAGCAACAAAACCGGUUAACUGCAUCCCAUGUAGAUGAACUUAGAAUAUUUGGAAGAGAGAAUGAUAAAUUAGAGAUUGUUAAGAUGUUAAUGACAGUCCACACAUCAUUGUCUUCAUCUGUAUACUCUAGCCAACAUGAAAAGGUUUCCGUCGUAUCCAUAGUGGGUAUGGGGGGACUAGGGAAGACCACACUAGCUCAGCUGGUCUACCAGGAUGUCUCAAUAGUGAGAAAUUUUGAACCAAGAAUGUGGGUUUGUGUAGCUGAUGUCUUUGAUAUAAAAAAGAUCUUAAUGAAUAUAAUCGAGUCCAUUACUGAAAGAAAGUGCGAGGAUGUGUCAAAUGUUGUGGUCUUGGUUAGUAAAGUUCAGGAAAUGCUGAGAAGCAAAAAAUAUUUACUAGUACUCGAUGAUUUGUGGAAUGAGAAUGCGGAGGACUGGGAGAAACUUAGGGGUAUGCUCCAUGUUGGUGCUUAUGGAAGCAAAAUCUUGGUUACUACACGUAGUGACAAAGUUGCUUCUAUAGUUAGGGGUAUAGUUCCACCAUACGACUUAAAAACCUUACAUGAAGAAGAAUGUUGGUCUAUCAUCAAGAACAGAACCUUUUCUCCUGGUGGAGCAUUUGAGACUGCAAGCAUGACAUCUAUAGGACAACAGAUAUCAAGAAAAUGUGCCGGGUUACCACUUGCAGCCAAAUUUCUCGGUAGUCUUAUGUUCUUAAACAGAGACGAGAGGGAUUGGUUGCGUAUCCGAGAUAAUGAUGUCUUUAAUGAAACAGAAGGUCACAGCAAAAUCAUGUCAGUAUUGAAAUUGAGUUAUGAUAACUUGUCCUCCCAGUUGAAACAGUGUUUCUCAUAUUGCGCUUUGUUUCCCAAAAAUUGGGUGAUUGAUAGAGAAACUCUGAUUCAAUUGUGGAUGGCUGAAGGGUUCCUUCAGCCAUCUUCUAGAGUCAGUAGAAGAUCCAUUGAGGAUGUUGGAAACGAUUAUUUUCAAUGUUUGUUAUCAAGUUCAUUCUUUCACAAUGUAGUAAGGGAUCAACUAGGCGACAUCCUUACGUGCAAGAUGCAUGACUUAGUACAUGAUCUUGCACAAAGUGUUGUCGGUGUUCACGAAACUACUACUCUCUGUGCUAGCAGAUUGGAAAAUAUUUCUGAAAUUCGUCGUUUGCGGUUGGUUUUAGACGAAGAAGCAUCAAAAAUAUUUUCCAAAGUCUUGAGUAAGGCAAGAAAACUUCAGACAAUCUUUUCCAUGGAAAACGAGAAUUCGGGAACUGGAGUUACAAGUUUAUUUAGUAGUAAUUGUUGUCUGCGGGUAGUUUGUUUGCUUGGUGCGGAGGAAACUCCAAGUAUUAUGUCUUCGACAUUAACGUUUAAGCAUCUGAGGUACCUUAAUUUGUCAUUUUGUAUGAUUGAAGUUACCAGCAAUCAACUUUACCAUUUGCAGACACUGGUACUUUCUCGAUGCCAAAACGUUCACAAGAUUCUUAAAGACAUCGGAUCUUUGAGAAACUUAAGGCAUCUUAGUCUAUGGUUCUCUGACGCUCAAGUACUUCCUGAUUCUAUUGUAAGGCUCACAAACCUACAGAAGUUGGAUCUCAGUAAUUGCUGCAGUUUGGAAGCCUUACCUCUAAAUAUUGGGUCUUUGAAACAUUUAAGGUCCCUCGAUGUUAGAGGCACAUCAAUUACGGCAUUACCUGAUUCACUCACUUGCAUUGAAAAUUUAAGGUGGUUGAAUUUUGAGGAUUGCUGGUCUUUAAAAUCAUUACCUCAAGACUUUGGAGCAUUGACACGUUUAAGGUGCCUUAAGGUGAGAGGCACUAGUAUUAAAGUACUGCCUGAAUCUUGCAUUAAUAGUCUCUGCAAUUUGGAGAUAGUAGAGCUAGGAAGUGAGUGUGAGCUUCCAAUGGAGAUAAAGAAUUGGCCGAAACUGAGACAACUCUUUUUACCCAGCCCUGGGUAUAGUGAUGAUGCUGAUAGAAUGAUAAUGCCUAGAGGUAUAGAAAGACUAACUUGCCUUGAAGAGUUACGGUCUUACUUUGUAAGGAAAGAAGAGGUUUGUAGUGGGAUUGAAGAUUUAGUAUGUCUAAACUCCCUCAAGGUUUUAGAGAUAAGAAAUCUCGAGAAUGUCAGAGGAAAAAUAGACGCACAGAAAGGGAAGUUAAAGGACAAGCAAAACAUUCAGGGUUUGUUUCUAUAUUGGAGUUCAUGUGGUGACGGUACAAGCAUGCUCAAUGAUGAAAUGGUGUUGAAGGGACUGCAACCUCACUCUAAUUUGAAAGAAUUAAGAAUAGAUGGAUUUGGGGGUUUAACGCUUCCAAAGUGGAUUUGUUCGCCUUAUUGCCUUCCUCAUUUGGUGGAACUGUACAUCGUGAAUUGCUUUUGUGAGCGGCUUCCUGCGCUCGGACUACUUCCAUGUCUUAGGGUUCUUGAGUUGUACCAGUUUUAUUCGUUGAAGAGCUUGGGUGACGAAUUCUAUUACCAGGGAAGCAGCCAAAGAGAUGAAGAAAGUGGUAGCAGUACUGAAAAUUUUACUGUAACAACCGCCACGACAUUGUUCCCUUCCUUGACUUACUUUGGAAUUCUCAAUAUGUGCGCUUUAGAAGAAUGGGUUGAUUCUCCUCCGACUUGUAUUUCCUUCCCCUCCCUUAAGAGGCUGUGUAUCGAUGGCUGCGAAAGAUUGAGAACCACGCCAAGCUCAUUUUCUUCUCUUGAAGCAUUGGAAUUGAAGAGUACCAACAGUAGAAUACUCAGCUCCAUUCUAAACAGCAGAGGAGGCGGCUUGGCCUCACUCACAUCCAUUGAUAUAUAUUUUUCUCCGGAGCUUAUAUGUUUCCCACUUGGGGUACUUCAAAACAGUACCCAUCUUCAUUCUCUCAGAAUCUAUGGUUGCAUAAAUUUCCAAGGAUUUCGUCCUCAAGAUGGCAGUGAAGUAGUAUUGUUAUCCGCGUCUCCUGAAGUCAAUGGCACCGCCUUCAGUAGCUCUCUCCACUUAUUGCAAUUAGAAGAUUGCUCUGUUCUAACUUAUCUACCUGAUUUGCGACUAUGCACUUCUCUGCGGGAAUUAUACAUCAAAGGUUGCAACAAACUGAAGAAUGCCAUACCCUAUGACCUCAGUUCCCUCACCUUUGUCAAAGACCUGCAAGUUCAUUUUGUUGAGGAAUAUGAUGGCUGCAAAGAACUCGAAUCACGCAGCCGCAUGAUAAUGGAGAUGACGGGGAUGAGAUAGAUCAGUAACUACUGUCAGAAUAUGUAAUAUUUGGUCUUAUGGUGAUACCAUGAAUCUUAUUAUUGUAAAUCUUCCGGAGGUGGUAAAGUGUUGCAGGUGAUAUAACUCCCAUGCCAUGGUAUUUCAGUCUCUCUCUGUAUCAGCAUACUCAACUUGGCAGCUUUAUUCCAUAUGAACUGGUCAGUAUGAAGUAGAAAAAAGCGCUAAGAAGUUGUGAAGUCUUAAAGCAUUACGCAGCAUUUUGUACCCCUCUUGUGGAUGAAUCUGAGAAUUUGUUUUUGCAAAUUUCUGGUGUUUGUUUUCUUCUGCAAAUGAUAAGUGGUGUGGUUGGCUUUCCGUCAGAAUAUGAUGCUCACAAGUCUAGUGUCUUCUUUAGUUGCUAUUGCUUUUGCUUUCUGCAGACUUUUGUGUACUGUUGUUAUUAUUGAUGAAGCAAAAUAAGUGCCCACUGUUGCUGUACUGCUGAAUAUUAACUUUUUUUGUUGUUGUUGUAAUGCACAUUGAUUGACAUG